This is a messenger RNA of Bipolaris sorokiniana ND90Pr, 1078 nucleotides long. RefSeq lists its product as uncharacterized. The record is from RefSeq and is a predicted model, not a curated record. The transcript has 2 exons. Lineage: Eukaryota; Fungi; Ascomycota; Dothideomycetes; Pleosporales; Pleosporaceae. Bases 284 to 841 code for a protein of 185 amino acids.
AUUACCACAUGCAAAGACUAAAACAUGGCAUAUGUACACAUUAGUUUCCCACGCAUUCAGCUUAGCCACAGCAUUGGUGGGGCUUGAAAUGAAUGACGGACGCGCCCCGCAGACGUCAUAGCAAUGACAAGGUGAACCCAAACAAUCAUCUCGACCUCUUCCACUCAAACCAAUUCUCUCCCACCGAUACCCCAAUACACCCUUUUGCACACCCAACACCCAGAAAUACCAUCUCUACCUCAAACUCCCAACUAAAACUCUCACACACAAAACAACAUCAACAAUGUCCGCCCUCUCGCCCUCUGCCCCUUCCCAACCCACCACAUCCCAAGCCUACACCACCCCGGGCAACCCCACAGAAAAGACACCGCAAGAACAAUCCCAAGCCACCUUCAACGCCUCCGACAACGCCGCCUUCGCCGACCAGCGCAUCCCCACGAAACAAGCAACGCACGAGCAAGGGCUCCAAAACGCAAAGUUCGAGGAGGGAAAGGGCGUCCACGGCGCACCGGCUGGCGAAGAAAGCAAAGGCUUAAGCGAAGAAGACGUAGGACGCCACAAAGAGCUGGACGAGCAGCAGAUGGCUAUGCCGGGUGAAGGGCGGGUGGCAGAUGCGGUGGCGAGGAAAGGUGUGGGACUUGGAGGUGGAGGUGCGCAGCCGGGGUUGGAAAGUGAUUUGGACAGGAAGAAAGCAGAGCAGGCGGAGGCGAGGGAGGCGAUUAAGGCGGAGAAAGCGCAGGCUGCGGCCCAGGGUGGUGCGUUGGGACAGACUGGCGGACCGGCGAAUCCGGUGGAUAAUGCUACUCAGGGAGGAGGUAAUUAUCCUAAUUCUAGCUAUUAGAUUUGCGUGGGUGGCGUGGUUUAUGAUGGACAUGUUUGGGUGGAUGAUAAUGACACGGUUGAUCACGCUUUUUCCGUCUAAUCAUGCAGUGUACAGUUAGAUGUGUAUUUUGAAUAAAGCGAUAUCUAGAAUCUAGGCUGGAUAAAAGAGAUAGUUCCAUGAGGAUGUACAUGUUAUGGAAAGAGAUUCGGCAAGAUCUUUGCAGUGUCCACACGUACCGCUCUCCAUCAGUAAGCC